Ziziphus jujuba (common jujube) is the source of this 1579-nucleotide messenger RNA. RefSeq names its product polygalacturonase At1g48100. The record is from RefSeq and is a predicted model, not a curated record. Gene Ontology annotation, molecular function: polygalacturonase activity. Gene Ontology annotation, biological process: carbohydrate metabolic process. Lineage: Eukaryota; Viridiplantae; Streptophyta; Magnoliopsida; Rosales; Rhamnaceae. The coding region runs from base 48 to 1451 and encodes 467 amino acids. The transcript has 8 exons.
GAUUAGAGAGUCUCUCUGUUGAAGAAGAGUUUGAAAACUUUAUAGAGAUGAAAAGAAACAGGAAUUUCUCCCUUCUGCUUUUUGUAGUCUUUUUGGGAAUAUUGUUCAUCACAUUUUCCGUAAUUUCAGUGGAGGCAAGAAAGUACAGAGUCAAAAAGAGCAAGCCACACAAGCACCAGAAUGAUAGGAAUGGCAAUGGAAAUCGGAAUAGUCCUGGACCUGCACCGGCUCCACUUCCUCAUUAUCCGACCCGGUCCACCAUUUUCGAUGUCAUGUCUUUCGGGGCUAAAGGCGAUGGAGUUUCCGACGAUUCCAAGGCAAUUAUAGCAGCAUGGAAAGCUGCCUGCAAAGUUUCUGGUGCUACUAUAGAAAUACCAUCAAAUUUUCAGUUCUUUCUUAAGCCAAUAACCCUUCAAGGACCAUGCAUGCCAAACCUUGUUCUUCAGAUAGAUGGUACUCUAUUAGCUCCACCAAACGUAGGCUCUUGGCCAAAAUCAAGUUUAUUUCAAUGGAUCAACUUCAAAUGGGUCCAAAACUUCACCAUUAAAGGAACUGGUAUUGUUGAUGGCCAAGGCUACAGUUGGUGGAAAUACUCCUCCAUUUAUUUUUUGCAGAAGAACUCCAAGCACAUCCCUGACAUGAAACCCACUGCUUUGAGAUUCUACUCAAGCUAUGAUGUUACAGUUCGAGAUAUUAAAAUCACAAAUAGCCCUCAGUGCCAUCUGAAAUUUGACAGUUCCAGAGGGAUUAAAGUUGACAACAUUACCAUAUCUUCCCCAGAGAGCAGUCCAAACACAGAUGGCAUUCAUUUGCAGAAUACCCAAGAUGUUGAAAUUCACAACUCCAAUUUUGGAUGUGGAGAUGACUGUGUUUCCAUACAAACUGGUUGCUCAAAUGUUCAUAUCCAUCAUAUUAAUUGUGGCCCAGGACAUGGUAUCAGCAUAGGAGGCCUAGGAAAAGACAAAACUGUUGCAUGUGUUUCCAAUAUCAUAGUAGAGGACAUCUCAAUUCAAAACUCUCUAACAGGAGUAAGGAUCAAGACCUGGCAGGGGGGCAUUGGAUCUGUGAAGAAUGUGUCAUUUCUCAAUGUCCAAGUUUCAGAUGUGAAGAUUCCAAUUAUGAUAGACCAGUUCUAUUGUGACAAGAAGUUUUGCAAGAACCAAACAGGGGCCGUGGGAAUAAGAGGUGUGAAAUAUGAUAGAAUAAUUGGGACUUAUUCAGUGCAGCCAAUUCACCUUGUCUGUAGCAAUGAAAUUCCAUGCACAGAUGUUGAUCUUAUUGAUAUUCAGCUCAAACCCUCACCUGGGUAUCGAGGAUUUCAUCAAGCUUUGUGUUGGAAUACUUAUGGGAAGUCACAGGCCCCUUUACUUCCUUCAAGCAUUGACUAUUGCUUGGGAAAAAAUGGUGAUCCAGUAAAGAGAAUAGAAAAGUCACAUGAACAUGUUUGUUAAGUUGUCUAGAUUAUGAUUCAAGGUUGUAGUGGCUUCGUUAUAUUUCCUCCUUCUAGGAGCUUCCCUUCUGCAAUUUUUUUUUUUCCACUGUGGGAAGGUGAUGAUGUGUAAAUUUUUGUUUUAUUCUU